CUUUUUUUUUUCUUAGCUACUAAACUUACACAUUGAUCCCAUUCAAAACAUCUUUUGAUUCUCUCUUUCUUUUUUUCCUUGGGUGCUCUUCUUCUGCUAAGCAUCUUUCCCUUUUCUUUUAACCCUUGUCUCUCUCUCACUACCUUUAUUCUUAGCGCCUUUGCUUUUGUUCCCUUGUCUCUUUUACUUUCCUUCUUCUCAAUUCUCAUUGGAAGUGAAAUUUAGCUUCUUUCCUUCUUCUUCCUUCCCAAUAUGUAUCUUCUCUUUCACUUCUCGUGAUUUAGGUUUUGGUUUAUCUUAUUUGAUCUCUAUCAUCCUCUCUCAAUUCCCAUGUGUUAGAAAGUGGGAUUGCUUUAGCUUUUUUUUUUCUGGGUUUUGUGUCUCCACUCUGUUCCCGGGAGAAAUUGUGUCUUUCCCGGGAAGUUGUUUCCUUUGAUUUCUGGGUUUGUGUGUUUCUGGAAACUGAAUCUAUAAUUCGACAUUGUGUUUGUUGUUUUGUGUGACUGAAAAGCAUAAAGUUUCAUUCUUUUUGAACUCUCAAUUUUGAUCUCCAUUGAUGGGGCUGUGUCAUGGUAAACCUAUCGAGGAGCACAAAUCGAAGAGCCUCCAAAUCUCCAAUGAAAUCGAAGAGACGACGACACCAAGGAAUUCAUCAUCUCAAAAGUCCAAAUCUUCAGGCUUUCCGUUUUAUAGUCCGAGUCCUUUACCUAGUCUCUUCAAAACCUCACCUGCUGUGUCCUCCUCCUCCUCGAGCGUGAGUUCCACGCCACUUCGUUUCUUCAAGCGGCCUUUCCCACCUCCGUCACCAGCUAAGCACAUACGGGCUCUUCUCGCGCGUCGUCACGGUUCCGUUAAGCCCAAUGAAGCUUCGAUCCCUGAAGGUAGUGAGUGUGAGGUUGGUCUUGACAAGAAAUUUGGAUUUUCCAAGCAGUUUGCUUCACACUAUGAGAUUGACGGUGAGGUGGGUAGAGGGCAUUUUGGGUAUACUUGCUCUGCUAAGGGGAGAAAAGGUAGCUUGAAAGGUCAAGAUGUGGCUGUCAAAGUUAUUCCCAAAUCAAAGAUGACAACGGCAAUUGCAAUCGAGGAUGUUAGAAGAGAAGUGAAGAUAUUGCGGGCUUUGACUGGUCACAAAAACCUAAUCCAGUUCUAUGAUGCUUUUGAAGAUGAUGAAAAUGUUUACAUUGUUAUGGAAUUAUGCCAAGGCGGUGAACUCUUGGACAAAAUACUUCAAAGGGGAGGUAAAUACUCAGAAGAAGAUGCUAAAAAAGUAAUGGUUCAGAUUCUUAGUGUAGUAGCUUACUGUCAUCUUCAAGGCGUGGUUCACCGUGACCUCAAACCCGAGAAUUUUCUCUUCGCUACAAAGGAUGAGUCUUCUCCUCUAAAAGCCAUUGAUUUUGGUCUCUCCGACUAUGUCAGGCCAGGUAAGAGAUUUGUAAGGUUCCUUCUUUUUGAAGCUUGUCGCAAUGGUAGAUGGAAAGCUGAUUGUUUUACUCUUUCUGCAGAUGAGAGGUUGAAUGACAUUGUCGGAAGUGCUUAUUAUGUAGCUCCUGAAGUUUUACACCGUACAUAUGGAACCGAGGCAGAUAUGUGGAGUAUUGGAGUGAUUGCUUACAUACUUCUCUGUGGUAGCCGUCCCUUUUGGGCCCGUUCUGAAUCUGGAAUCUUCCGAGCUGUUCUUAAAGCAGAACCCAAUUUUGAAGAAGCUCCUUGGCCAUCUCUUUCAGCUGACGCUGUAGAUUUUGUGAAACGUUUGUUAAACAAAGAUUACCGUAAGAGACUAACUGCUGCACAGGCUUUGUGCCAUCCUUGGCUGGUUGGCUCGCAUGAGUUGAAGAUACCAUCUGAUAUGAUAAUUUACAAGCUCGUAAAAGUAUACAUAAUGUCGUCUUCUUUGAGAAAGUCAGCUUUAGCGGCUCUUGCCAAAACGUUAACUGUAGCGCAGCUGACUUAUUUGCAAGAGCAGUUUAAUUUGUUGGGACCAAGCAAAAAUGGAUAUAUCUCGAUGCAGAAUUACAAAACAGCAAUCUUGAAGAGCUCGACAGAGGCUACGAAGGAUUCACGAGUCUUGGAUUUUGCACACAUGAUAAGUUGUCUUCAGUACAAGAAACUAGACUUUGAAGAGUUUUGCGCUUCAGCUUUAAGUGUUUAUCAGCUAGAAGCAAUGGAAACUUGGGAGCAACAUGCACGCCGUGCAUAUGAAUUGUUUGAGAAGGAUGGGAACAGAGUCAUCAUGAUCGAAGAACUUGCUUCGGAACUCGGACUCGGUCCAUCAGUACCUGUUCAGGUUGUUCUUCAGGAUUGGAUAAGGCAUUCUGAUGGGAAGCUAAGUUUCUUGGGUUUUGUCAGACUCUUACACGGCGUAUCCUCUCGGACGUUGCAGAAAGCCGCGUAGAGAAGCUUCUUUCUUUCACCUAUACAAUUAGUUCCCGUUGGAUCUAAAAAGGACCUGCCUUUAGGACAGUAACCUUACACCAAGUCCAAAAUGAUUAAUGACCUUACGGUAACCCAACCCGAGCGAAACUCAGUGAUCAAACACGACUGUUGCAAAGCUACCACAUUUGUCAGAUGAAGUUGCAUCCUCUUCCUCUUGUUAGUCCUAUAUUUUUUUCUUUGUUUCGGUUAAGAUUUGAGUCUUUUAAGAUAUAAGAAUGGUGUUGAUUGAGAUAAAGAGGAUUGUACAAAAGAAAAAAAACAAUUCCAUAACUCCUCUAAAGUGUUUCCUUUUCUACUUCAUUGUUCUAGUUUUUAAUAAGAACACACCUCA
Molecule: messenger RNA, 2764 nt
Organism: Camelina sativa (false flax)
Lineage: Eukaryota; Viridiplantae; Streptophyta; Magnoliopsida; Brassicales; Brassicaceae
Product: CDPK-related kinase 7
Biological process (GO): protein phosphorylation
Molecular function (GO): ATP binding; protein kinase activity
Source: RefSeq, a predicted model, not a curated record